AUGACACCUCAGAUUUCUCACCGGUAUAACUUUGAUCGUACUCGUAUCGUAAGAGCAGAUGUUAUUCGAUUUAAAAAGCCGGCUACAAUUCUUGAUGAAAAGGAGAGAAAGUUGCACUGGAGAGCUGAAGUGCGUGAUCGAUCGACUUACUUGCUAUUUGGCCAUUUUAAGUUAUGGUGCCCUGGCGUUCCAUUUAUUGGUUUGGCGAUUCGUGACACCGGCUUUGAUAAGAUCAGAUUCUCAUGUGUGAUAAGUCAAAGUGGUUUCACAAUCAAGCGGACACCCUCUCGGUUGCAGGGCUUGUCUUGGACCGGUCGUGGCUGUCCAUGCACUUUGAGUAGUUGUGUAAUCGCGAACAGUUGUAGUGAGUAA
This is a messenger RNA of Colletotrichum destructivum, 372 nucleotides long. RefSeq lists its product as uncharacterized. The transcript has a single exon. The record is from RefSeq and is a predicted model, not a curated record. NCBI's taxonomy places the organism in Eukaryota, Fungi, Ascomycota, Sordariomycetes, Glomerellales, Glomerellaceae. Bases 1 to 372 code for a protein of 123 amino acids.